Molecule: messenger RNA, 2373 nt
Organism: Moneuplotes crassus
Lineage: Eukaryota; Ciliophora; Spirotrichea; Euplotida; Euplotidae
Source: the annotation of a GenBank genome assembly
GUUUUGAAGGCCAAAUGAAAAACUGAAAUGAUAAAGAAUUGACAAACGGAGAAUUCACCUUCAAUGGACGAUCUAAAAGCGGUAUGGAGCCUGAAGAGAUCGAAAAUGAUACAGCCAAUAGGCUUGUUAAUACCUCUGAGUCUUCAGAAAUCGAAAAAGUUCAAGGAUUUGACCCCAGUAGAAUGAUUAUGUUAACACCUUCAUACUCUCUUGAUAGUCGUGAAAGGAAAACUAAUAAUCGCACUCCAGAGAAGACUAUUAAAAGAUUCCCUAAUCCUGAGAGCAAGACUCUACAGAAGAAUAAGAUGACUAGACAUAAAAGAUCAUCAACGACUAUUCAUAAUACUCCUCAGAGCCAUUUUCCAGGAAGAUCUGACAAAAGUGAGCCUUCUACUGAAGAAUUCUAUUUCAAAAAUAAAAUUCAAGAGCUAGAUAGCGACUUGCACUCCAAAGAAGCAGAGCUAGCCGAUCUAAACAUCAGCUACAACAGACUUUGCUCCUACAUGUCUCAGCAUGAUACACUAAAAGCCUCCAACAGAUCCCUAAAACUAAAACUAAAAACCCUCCAAGAGAAAGAAACCACUCUAAAAUCCCUCCAAGCCUCCUACACCAAACUUAAAAAGGACCACAACACCCUAAAAUCCACUUACAAGACCCUCUCUGAGGAAGCCACCCACCUUAAACUGACUCUCGCCAAAACAAAAACUCCUCAGAACCACCUCAAUAGAAUUAAACAACUGGAGACAAGCCUGAGAAGAGCCAAGGCUGAGAUAGAGAAGUACAAGAGUACAUUAUUGAAGAAGGAAAAGGAAAUCCAGGCUAGUUUAAGGAACAGGAAAGAGAAUUGUAGUAAAGUGAGUAAUAAAGCGUCUGUUGAGAAGGUAGAUACGGCUAAGAAAGUGUCAGUAGUUGAAGAAAAAUCAUGAAAGAGAAAUCUUAAGAAGGAAUUUGAGGAAUUCUCUAGUGGAAUGGAUGCAGCUCCGCUCACACUAAAUUGAGAGGAAUUUGAUUACAAAACUGAAGAAGCUCUUACCAAAGAGUUAACCAUUCUACAGAAAAGUUACGAAGAGCUAAAGGAGGAAUUUGAAAACCAAAGGAUAGAGCUGGAGGAAACAAGGUCCUGCUUAUCCUCUUGAGAGGAAGAGAUGAAAUUAGUCAUUAAGGAAAUCCAAACCCAAAAAGAAAUCAACCAAAAAAUUAUGAACGUCAACCAUAUGGAAAACGCCAAGCUUGAGGAAGCUUCAAAGAACUUGAAGUCUACAAAGGAUGAUAACAAACUCCUCAGUUCAGCUAAGAAAUCUCUUGAGGGGAAAGUUAGGCAUCUUCAAAACGAAAAUAAUCGGCUAGAGAAGGACCUGAACAAGGCUCGAGCUUCUACUAAGGAAUACAGUGAUAAGCUUCAGAAGAAGACCAUUCAGUAUAAUGAUCUUAGUUCAAAGAUGAAAACCCUCUCAUUCCAGAAUAGGAAUAUUAACACUGAGAGAAGAAAAUCCCAUCUUUUCAUUGUUGAUAAUGAUGAAGAAAUUAAAGGAAUCGAGCUGGAUGACACUUUCUCAGUUACACAUACCGAUAACUCGAAGGAAGAACUUGAGCACCAACUAGAGAGGCUCGUUAAGGAGAAUAAAGAGCUUCAACAUAAAUUGUCUCAAAUGACUAAGGAGCAAGAAUCUUUUAAUUCUUCCAGAAUCAUUGAGAAGUUACAAGAAAGUGAAAAUUCAGAAAUUUCAAACAAGGUCUUAUUAAGCAUGAAGAAGGAGUUAUCUGAAUCAAAGACAAUCAGAGAUUGUCAGAAACAGAUGAUUUUGAAAUUACAAAUUGAUAAUGAAAUGUUGCAAUUACAAAUAAGUCAGUUGAACUUAAAAGAAGAAGAUGUAUCAACUCCUACAGAAUUGUCUAAAUCUGGGGCUACGGAUUAUGCAGUCCAGGUAGAUGAUCCUGAGAAAACUGUAAUGACACAGAAACUCUUAGAGUACCAACAGAAGGAGGGCUAUAUCUCGCAUCUUGAGGCACAAAACAAGACCCUGCAAAGUCAGGUUGAGGAGUUACAGACAAAAGCUAGAGUAUGCAUUGAAGAGGAAAAGCGGUUUGACUUUCUCAAUUUUGACAACCAAGAUACCGAUGAAGAACAAUCUAGUGAAGGCGAGCUAGACAAGGUUGAUGUUUGACAGCAAUAUCUUCAAGAAGUUGAGAAAGAUAUGAUAGGACUUAGGAAGAAGUAUAAACUCGUGAAGAAAGGUCUAGUGAAAAGGACUGGUGAUACUCCAGACGCACAUACUGUUCAAAGCGAGCACGAGAACGCUCAAAAUUGAAUCAUUUUCUAAACUUUCCAUUAGAGAGAUACGUCCAUGUUCUACAGUGUAAAAUUUCAAUUUC